AAAAGUUCAAAUUUGAAUUUGUAUGUCCGUUAGUAACCAGUGUUCAGGAUCACUUGACUUUGUUGUGUUUUCCCUAUUAAACGUUAUUGGAUGGUAACGGUAGGAUUUCAAAACGAAUCAACAUGCUUAGAUGAGAAACCGUUUCUUCACAUAUGUUGAUUGUUUACAUGGCUUACGGAAAUAUAUCCAGAGACAUAACAAUAGGGUUUGAACCUGAAAAGCUCCGGAAAGAAAAGGCGGAACUGGCAACAUCCGCUUCAGCGUUCAAAUACAAGAACAGUUAUUCUAGCUCCGGUGACGGUUUAAUUGUUCUUUCGGAUGGCUACACUGCGGGCCUUAGACCACAAGAAGCAUCUACUGGCGCCAGCGUUACAGGACCAAUUCGACGCGCUGAGGCCGAGUGGUAUACUCAACAUUCGGAAUCCCGGAACAACACCAGAUGCAAACAAGAGUAUCUGAAAGAGACAUGUGUAGAUAAUUUACAAAUCGAUACAGAACUGUUCGAUGCAGCGUUGAGAAUUCUUAACAAUGGUGGUAAUGCAAGCCCGACAGUUGACGAUGUAUUGACCUGUAUUGAAGAGAUACAUGCACGUGAAGUAGAAAUUAACAAAGUACCAGAAAGCCCAACAGAGGAGUAUAGGAGAUUAAGUACGAAGGUGAAAUGCCAAAAGUGCAAAGUGAAGGAAAGAAGCGCGCUAUUCAUCCCCUGCGGUCACCUUCAAAUGUGCAUCGAUUGCUCACGGGACGUUACUAGAUGCACAGUCUGCUAUAAGACAGUGAAAGAAAUUGUCAAGACAUUCAUGGGUUGAAACUAAGACUGUAUCUUUCUUUGUUAAUAACAAUAUGGUUAUAUCGCUCUAAAUAAAUAAGAACUAGGCAGCGCAUGUAUCGAGAUACAAUUCUAUGUAAAGACAAUUGUUAUAAUAUUGAAGUGGCUUAACUGCCCAAUGCGUUUGGACGUAAAUCUAUAACAUACCAGUAGAACCUGACGCAUUUGUUUUGUUUAAGUGUGGUUCAACGUAAAUCUAAACAAAAUAUUGUGUCAACGAUUUGUAACUUUAUGUGAAUAUAUUGCCCUUCUCAAACGAAUACUCAAACAAAAACGUGAAAACAAUAUUUGUAGUAAAAAUAGGUGUGAAAAUAGCCUGCGUACUGGCGGAUCAGUACUUAGACUAAUCCUCGUUCGGAACUCAGAAAAACGGAUUUUUAGCGUAUUUAAUGUACAAAUAAAACGCACCAUAAUC
Dreissena polymorpha is the source of this 1244-nucleotide messenger RNA. RefSeq lists its product as uncharacterized. The transcript has 5 exons. The record is from RefSeq and is a predicted model, not a curated record. NCBI's taxonomy places the organism in Eukaryota, Metazoa, Mollusca, Bivalvia, Myida, Dreissenidae. Bases 153 to 809 code for a protein of 218 amino acids.